GGGGUCCGUCUCGGCGGCAGCCGCGGAAGUCUCGCGAGGGAGCGUAGCCGGGAUUUGGCGGCUGGCUGCCUCCCUCUCGCUGGCUGCGAGGAGCUGGUGUUUGUGUGGAAGGGGGGAGGAGGAGGAGAAGCGAGAGAAGCCCGAGCCCCACCAUCCGCUGAGGGGAGCGGAGCCCUCUCGCCGCCCGCGGAGCUCGGUGUGUUCCCGUCCCCGCCCCCCGCCAUGGCCUCGGGAGACACCCUGUACAUCGCCACGGACGGCUCGGAGAUGCCGGCCGAGAUUGUGGAGCUGCACGAGAUCGAGGUGGAGACCAUCCCGGUGGAGACCAUCGAGACCACCGUGGUAGGCGGCGAGGAGGACGAGGAAGAGGAGGACGAGGACGAGUGCUGCGAGGAGUGUGGGCCGCACCACCCGCCCCACCACUACCACCACCACCAGCCCAUGAUCGCGCUGCAGCCGCUGGUCUCAGACGGCGACCCGAGCGGGGCGGGCGGCGGGGCGGCCGGCGGCGGCGGGGGCCAGCUCCACCUGCACCACCACCACCAAGAGGUGAUCCUGGUGCAGACCCGCGAGGAGGUGGUAGGGGGAGACGACUCGGACGGACUGCGGGCCGACGACGGCUUCGAGGACCAGAUCCUCAUCCCGGUACCGGCCCCCGCCGGGGAGGACGAGUACAUCGAGCAGACCCUGGUCACCGUGGCGGCCGCCGGCAGCAAGAGCGGCGGCGGCGGCUCCUCCUCGGCCGGCGGCGGGGGCCGCGUGAAGAAGGGCGGCAGCGGCAAGAAGAGCAGCAAGAAGAGUUACCUGAGCGGGGGAGGCGGCGGCGGGGCCGAGGGCGGCGGCGGCAGGAAAUGGGAGCAGAAGCAGGUGCAGAUCAAGACCCUGGAGGGGGAGUUCUCGGUCACCAUGUGGGCCUCGGAUGACAAAAAAGAUAUUGACCAUGAAACAGUGGUGGAAGAACAGAUCAUUGGGGAGAAUUCUCCUCCAGAUUACUCAGAGUACAUGACAGGGAAGAAACUUCCUCCUGGUGGAAUCCCUGGUAUUGACCUCUCAGACCCUAAACAACUGGCUGAAUUUGCUAGAAUGAAACCAAGAAAAAUUAAAGAAGAUGAUGCUCCACGAACGAUAGCUUGUCCUCACAAGGGCUGCACAAAGAUGUUCAGGGACAACUCUGCCAUGAGGAAGCAUCUGCACACUCAUGGCCCUCGAGUACACGUAUGUGCAGAAUGUGGCAAGGCCUUUGUGGAGAGCUCAAAACUAAAGCGACAUCAGCUAGUUCAUACUGGAGAGAAACCCUUUCAGUGUACAUUUGAAGGAUGUGGAAAGCGUUUUUCACUGGACUUCAAUUUACGCACACAUGUGCGAAUUCAUACUGGCGACAGGCCCUAUGUUUGCCCAUUCGAUGGCUGCAAUAAGAAGUUUGCGCAAUCAACUAACCUGAAAUCUCACAUCUUAACACACGCUAAGGCCAAAAACAACCAGUGAAAGUUGGAGGAGAAAGUUCUUGAACUCAAAGCAUCUUACAGGAAUCUGAAUUGGAAGUAAAUACGCCUCCACUUUGUAUAUUGUUUCUAGGAAAGAAUUUUAAAAAAAAAAAGAACCCUACAAACCUAGAGGACGUGUUUUGAUAAGUAGUAAAUAAAAAGCAAAAAAAAACCCACAAAAAACCCUAUCAGGUGACGUUGUUAAGAUGCUCCACCUUGAUCUGUAAUCCCGUUUGAAGAACACGGUGUUUUGUAAAGUGUGGCCCCAGCUGGAGGGGUCAGUUAAUGAACUUGCAUCAAAAAAGACAAUUCUUUAUACAACAGUGCUAAAAUUGGACUUCUUUUCACAUUCUUAUAAAUAUGAAGCUCACCUGUUGCUUACAAUUUUUUUAAUUUUGUAUUUUCCAAGUGUGCAUAUUGUACACUUUUUGGGGAUAUGCGUGGUAAUGCUAUGUGUGAUUUCUCUGGAGGUUGAUAACUUGCUUGCGGUAGAUUUUCUUUAAGAGAAUGGGCAGUUACAUGCAUACUUCAAAAGUAUUUUCCUGUAAAGAAAAAAAGUUAUAUAGGUUUUGUUUGCUAUCUUAAUUUUGGUUGUAUUCUUUGAUGUUAACACAUUUUGUAUAAUUGUAUCGUAUAGCUGUAAUGAAAUCCUGUAGUAUCAAAUAUUAGAUGUGAUUUAAUAGUGUUAAUCAAUUUAAAUCCAUUUUAGUCACUUUUUUUGGAGAAAUACUGCCAGAUGCUGAUGUUCAGUGUAAUUUCUUUGCCUGUUCAGUUACGGAAAGUGGUGCUCAGUUGUAGAAUGUAUUGUACAGGCACUGACCUUUUAUUAACACCUGAUAAUAUGUACAUCCCUUGUAAUAGAAAGGACAACAAUAAAACAGUGGUCCUGGAGAAAGAAUAUGGCAGAAAAUGAUCUGUAAGCACAGUCUAUUUUCUUUUGUUGUCCAGAGAAAUCCUAGUUCCUCUUGACAUCUCAGAAACUGGAAGCUAAAUAAACUCAAGUUUCCUUUACUUUGAUUUCAGUUACAGUGAUUUGCGAUGAAAUUACAUAAUGCCACAUCCGGUGGUAUACCUAAACACAAUUGGUGACUAUAAAUCUGGUUUUGAAUGACCUCGACUUCUAUUAACUGAAACAGUGGACUUGGAGACUUGGUAACCUAGUGGGAAGUUUUCAGUGUGCCUGGACAGCAGUUGGGUAAAGCAGUGCAGUAAGCAGCUACAUGGGCACCUUUGUUGAGUGAAAGCAAAAGAUUUCUGGAGGUUCGAAUGCAAUAACAAUAGAAAGUGGGGGAAAAGUAGGGUUUGAGUGGUCAUACCAGGAAAGAAAAUUUUCUUUGGCCAACUUGUUUGAGUGUAGUGGUGAAAAUUCUUGGAACCUUAUUGGACACCUUUACUUCAAAACAGGGACUUUGAGUUCUCAGAGAACUUGAUGGAGUUUUGAUGGUUAACUAAUACUGCUGAUUUGUUCAAAUGUUUCGAGUGAGAAACUUGCAGAUUCCACAGUAAGAUGUGACAGAUCAAUAAACUUAAGAAUAUGUACAGAAAUGCAUAAGUAUUAUUUUUUUAGAGGGUUGUGACUUUUUAUUUUAGUAAAAACAGUUGUUAAUCUUUUUCUAAAUUCUGUUUUUACAGAAGUUCAUGAUUUUUUUUCAUGACUAAUACUUUUAAGACUUACUUCUGAGUCUAGUUUUGGUGGUAGUAGAAAAAACCUGGGUAUUAACGAAACUACACUGAAGACCAAGGGAGUUUUCAUCUGUGCUUAAGUUAAUCUGAACACUGCAGCUCUAGUCUGAGGCUAUUUGGGGUAGAAAGAAAAGUGGGACAUUUAAUUGUAAAGUGUGCAUUAGAGUUUUGGCAGCAUUUUUUAUUAUAUAGGCAGUUCUUGAACAGUACAAUAUACUCAAACUUGUAUAGUUACAGUUAAAUUCUGUAUACAGUUAAAUUUCUGUCCUUUUUGGAAGGAAAUAAAAUCGAUUCAGUCUAGUUCUAACUGACCUUAUAUCUUUUAUUUAGUAGUAUAAACUAUGGUGUUAGGCUUGUGCAGAAGUUUGUUUUCCUAUGUCAUAAAGUGGUACCCUCUUACUGAAUUUCAAGGUAAGGAUAUUCCUUGAUGGUAUCAGUGCUUCAUUCUUGAACGUAUACGUGAGACUAAAUUUAUCUUCUGAUUUGAAGAUUAACUGGGAAUCGAAACUUGUGUUGCCCCUAGUUAUAUAGUGUCUGAUUACGGAGAGAGAUCUGAAGAUUUUUUUAUCUAAGUCUCGUAUCAGUAGCACUCAAUACACUGCUGAGUGUAAGUAGCAGUGCUUAAUAGCAUGAAAGAUCUUGUUUUCUAACUAGUUAAUUUACAUAUUGCGUAUGAAUAAAUACUUGUUUUGAGUAACUUCUGUAAGUUAUUUGAAGUAUAACUGGCACAUUUUGUUCUUAAUAUGUUGUGCUUAGUUGAUUCCAGAGUUUUCCUUCUGGAAUUUCAGUGAAAAAAUUACAGACUUUGAGAUUGACAGCCUUUGAAACCACCAUUGCCAGCCUACUAUUGAGGAGUUUCUGCAUUGUGCCACCUACCUGUGAGCAAGUUCAGGUAAGGGGAGGAGAGGCGGAGGGGCAGGGAAGAUGUAGACAGGGGUUUUAAAGCUAGCAAAAGAUUUAAGUGCUUAUUCAUCAUGCCUGUUUUACUGUUAAUUUGAUCUUGCAUUUCCUAUUGCCUUAUCUGAUUGUCUUGCUGCAGGAAUGGAAGGAGACAAAUUUUGUAGCUGUGUAUCUUUUGGACUCUACUUUUAAAAGGUAGAACUGACUAUAGACUUCCCCACCUGCAUCUGUUCCAGAUCAGCCAAUAGCAGUAGCUUCUGCUUUAUUUUAAAUACAGGACAAACUCAACGUCAUUACCUGUUACUUCUGGAGAUUUGCUUUUCUUGAGACGGGUAUAGGACAAGCCCAGGUACAGAUUGGAAAGGCUAAGUGAAUAAAUUCUUAGUGAAAUGGAGCUAAGAACUCCUUCCUCUCUGCUGGAACUUGCACUUGGUUUUAGUUAUCCUCUUUUUGAAGAGAUUCAAUGUUAAAUUGAGGUGGUGUGAUUGGACAUUCUUCCCCGACAGGAGUCACAAAUUGUCAAUCAACAAAGCCAAACACUGAACACAUUCUAACAACAUAGCUUGUUAGCAGUAAUUUUAGCUCUAAAGGCUGACAGAAAUCCUUUUCCUCUGCUAAUUCCACAGUAAGUAAAAAGAUGUAAUAGUUAAGAGAAAUGGUAAAGUUAUUGAAGGCUUUAAAAUGUUUGAACAAAGCUAAUCCCUUCAAAGCAGAAAUGAAGAGGAAUGGCAGUGGCUAGAAAAGGUGUUUCCACUUGAUAAUGUGGUUCCUUACUGCUUUGAAGAAAUGGGGUAAAAUCGGUGUCUUUGUCAGGGCUGCUGGGCAAAUCAGCCUACGAAGUCUCAUGAGUCAGGAGGUAGCCAGUACUGGCAUGGGUUGACUCAGUUAUUCGAAAAUGACAACACUGGAAUAAUAAGUUUUUAAUCUGUACAGCACCUUUCUUAAGUCAGUGGCUUGAGAAGCUGAGGAAAGGAAAUAAUGUUGUCAGCAUUAAGCUUUGACUUCUUAGUAACUACAUUGGUGUUCCUGUAUUGCUUAAAGCGGUGGAGAAAUCAAAAGUCCUUCAUAAACUUUGGAAACUGUGGAUUUCACAGCUGGGUGUUUGGUGUAAAUUUUGCAGGCAGGAAUAAAAAUAAAAGUUGGACUGGAAUCUAGUAUAAUUAUAGCUGUGUAAAUGCUAUAGUUAAAAAGUCGCACUUUCUUUGGUAAGAGUUAAAAGGUUACUUGUAUCAGUCUAAUUUGGCAAUCCCAGGGCAAAAGAAUGGGAGACUCAGUAUUUGUUUUAGUCAUAUGUACUGACCUAGUUUCAAGUUGUAAAGAGCUGAUAGCGUGAAGAUGGCUUCAGAGCAAUGCUUAAACGCCACCUGGAUGGCUGCUAGCUUCAUUUUAUAAUGCAAUUUAAUCAGUGAUCCUUUAUGCAGUUUCAGUCUCUGCCUAAAUUAAACCAGUUUCAGUCUCUGCCUAAAUUAAACCAACUUAGGCAAGUUCAUCUGUGCACAAAUAAUCCUAUAUUUUCAGUCCCUUUGUUUUUCUGGAAGUAGUCUGAACAAUUAUGAAUUUCCUUUUGGAAAAAGCACAGCAGCUUUGGUAUAAGUGUUCAUGUGAAUUUUUCAGAUCCCAGCUUCGCCUGAUGUAACAGAAAAACACCAUUUCAGUGCAGGUAGAUGAGUAAAAUAAUUUUUAGCAACUGUUGUUCUGACAACUCCAGUUUCAGAUUUCUAGGUCUUCUGUUUUUUCUAAUGGAAGAUUUUAAGAUCAGAUGCUGGUUGGAUGUCAUUUUUUCUCUUGUGCAUUUAGGUUUGUUUGGACACAACAUCCGUCUAGUGAGCUGCUGCUCUCCCCAGGUUCUUGUGUAAACUGGAAGCUCUUCAGGAGCAAGCCUGGGGUUCUGUAGAAACGUUGGUCAAUUUUGUAGUGGGAUGGAAAGGAAUGGAGAAUCUGUGGGGACCUUGAAGGACUUUGAGUGCUUCUCUUAAUACCACUUUUAUUUUAAUAACACUGUGGGUUUAAGUGUGAUUUCUCUCUAAUCACUCCGAUAGCAGGUAGCAUCAGUAUUAAGGCUUUAUUUCCAUCUAUACAGGUACUCUUAAUAGUGGUUUGCCAGGAGAUGGCAGUGAAUUACCAGUUUGUACAGCACGAACAGCAGACAGAACAGCUAAGUCUCGGGUUGUCCCUUGGAGGUCAAGUGCGUUAGGAUGUCCCGUGGUGUUAGUAGCCCUGGACAGACUUGAAAUGUCCUUGUGUCGAAGAGCAAGUUUCUCACGCAACUCUGCAGAUUUUUAAGAAUUACAGCUCUGUGCUGAUUUCUGAAAAUCCCAAGUGUGCUUGUGUGUUCGUAAAAAGCACGAGCAGGACAAUGAAAAUAAAGGCUAAAAAUAAAAAUUGUCAAAUGUGAUCCUAUAGUUAUAGGAGAUCCAUACAUCCAAUAUUCAUAUAAAAUAUCUUCAGGGAGGAAUGUGGAAAUCUAAUGACAUGAAGUGUUAAUGAAUGUGCUUUCAACUGUCAGUGGCUAUUUUGGUUAGCUGAUAGAUGUACAAAAUACCUGUGCUUCACUCCAGCAGUGGCUCCCUAAAAAGUCUAAGCUUGCCGGAGGCCCUACUGUUCUAUGUGUUGCUGCUGAGGAGGUUUGCAAGGCCAUUGCGGAGACUGCAGGAUGGACGUUGCAUCAGGGAGUCCUGCAUUGCUGCUCUGUAGGGCAUGAUUUCCUCUGGUGUGUGUUUUUUUGUUUGUUUUUAUUCUUUUUUCUUGCAUAGGUUAGAGACUGGGGGUUCCACCUCCUUUUUUUCCAGAGUAGGAAAUGAAAAUAUAUUAUCUGUCAGUUCUGAACUGGCAGGGAAGCAGAUACCUGCCUGAAGGAAUUAAGGGUAAAAGAGUUAUUUUUACUUUCACUUCCUUUAAUUGCAGUUAAAAAGCUUGAACUUUAUUACUAGCCAGUUUGAAAACUAUCUGUUGUAAAUGCUUCUGUAAGUGAAAAGACAUCGGUGCACAAGGAAAAAGGUAUGUGGCUUGGAUGAUUGCAACAGUUGAGUACACCUUAUCUGGGAUAAAUCUCUGCUUAAGAUGACUAGAUCAGGUCCUAGAAAAAGAACAUUAAAUUUCUUCUAUACCAACAUUAGUCUAACCAAGUAGAGUUAUUCUAGAAGCAAUUCUAUUUUUAUAUAUUUAGCAAAGAGUGCAGACCAUGCAGUCAAACUCCAUGAUGAUUUUAGUAUUUUAUAGAUCGACACAUGGGUAUGGUUGAAAUGGUACACCUCUAUUUUACUGUUAGUAAAGGAUAAGUAAUAAUGAUAGCAAGAAACAAUUUGACUGUGUACAAUGUAAAGUUUCAUAGGCCUGGAGACUGUUUUGUGGACAUUAGAACUUGCCUUUCUUCCAAUUAUAUCAAUGUAUAGUGUAUUAUUUUUCUCUGCAGACCUUGUCUUCCUUGCUUCCAGUUUAUUUAUUGAUGAAACUGUACAGCUUAAAUUCACAUUCUAGGUCAAAUCAGCUAUAACUGAUAAUAAACUAUAAGUAAAAGCUUGUAUAUCAUAUGUAUUAUUGUGCAUAUUAUGUCACCGUUUCCUUUUCCUGUUAGUGAUAACCGUCGUCGUAAUUUGAUGAGGACAACAGUAGUACAAAAAAACCUGAGGUGG
Cuculus canorus (common cuckoo) is the source of this 7699-nucleotide messenger RNA. It is a transcript of the gene YY1, whose product is annotated as YY1 transcription factor. The record is from RefSeq and is a predicted model, not a curated record. Gene Ontology annotation, molecular function: RNA polymerase II cis-regulatory region sequence-specific DNA binding; DNA-binding transcription factor activity, RNA polymerase II-specific. The transcript is spliced from 5 exons. The coding region runs from base 223 to 1485 and encodes 420 amino acids. Gene Ontology annotation, biological process: regulation of transcription by RNA polymerase II. Gene Ontology annotation, cellular component: PcG protein complex; transcription regulator complex. Lineage: Eukaryota; Metazoa; Chordata; Aves; Cuculiformes; Cuculidae.